Lizanozyma spartinae is the source of this 357-nucleotide messenger RNA. It is a transcript of the gene ATP20, whose product is annotated as F1F0 ATP synthase subunit g. Gene Ontology annotation, molecular function: proton transmembrane transporter activity. The record is from RefSeq and is a predicted model, not a curated record. The transcript has a single exon. The coding region runs from base 1 to 357 and encodes 118 amino acids. NCBI's taxonomy places the organism in Eukaryota, Fungi, Ascomycota, Pichiomycetes, Serinales, Debaryomycetaceae. Gene Ontology annotation, biological process: proton motive force-driven ATP synthesis.
AUGUCUGCUGUCGGAAAAUUGACCUCAUCGCUCACCAAGUUGUCUAACGCCACUGUUUACUGGUCGAAGGUUGCCGUUGAAGUGGGUAAGAUUGUGUACAAGAAGGAAGCAUUGGCUCCUCCAUCCAGUCAACAAUUCCAACAAGUUUACCAAAGUUGGAUUAAGUUUGUCAAGUCUCCUGCUCAACAAAAGCAAUUUUUGGAACAGGCCGGUUCCUUCCAAUUCAGCAAGGCUUGUGCUGCUAAGGCUGCCAUUUAUGGUACUCAAUUGUUAGCUUUCUUCUCAUUGGGUGAAAUCAUUGGUAGAAGACAUAUUGUGGGUUACCCAUCUGUUGGUGGCCACCAAGAACACCACUAG